GGUGAGGCCGGAAAAGCAGUUGUCCUGAACAUGCCCCUCCUACUCGGGGAUUAGAGAUGCUCAGGGGAAAAGCAUAGAGAAGCCGGGACACACCUCCCUGACUCACUGCCAGGGACAGCAGCAGCUCUUACAGGUUCACUGGGCCUCUGCUCUCUGGUUAAUUAAAACCUUGCAGCUCCAUUUCCAGCAACCAUCCCCUUCUGUGGGUUAAGCAGAGAGGAGGAGGAUGGCCUAUGCUGAGGAAGACAGAAAUAGCUAUGAGGCAUACAAGGAAACAGCAGAUUGGUUACGUGCCCGUACCGCCCAGCGCCCAAAGAUCGCUAUCAUCUGUGGGUCUGGACUGGGAGGCCUGGCCGAUACGCUGGAUAACAAAACAGUCUUUAAGUAUGAGGACAUCCCUCAUUUCCCACGGAGCACAGUUGUAGGACAUGCUGGCAGAUUGGUGUUUGGGGAGCUGAAUGGACAACCCUGCGUGUGUAUGCAGGGACGUUUCCACUAUUACGAAGGAUUCUCUGUCAGCACGGUCACCUUUCCUGUCAGGGUCUUCUUUCUCCUGGGUGUGGAGAUCUUGAUUGUCACCAAUGCUGCUGGGGGACUGAACCCUCACUUCCAAGUGGGGGACCUCAUGCUCAUUAGAGAUCACAUCAGCACAUUUGGUUUGGGAGGGCAGAAUCCACUGCGUGGACCAAAUGAUGAGAGGUUUGGGGUGAGGUUUCCCUCCAUGUCAGAUGCUUAUGAACAAGAUCUGCUUGGUCUGGCGAUGGAGAGCGCACAGGAGCUGGGCUUUCUGAGCUUCAUCCGAGAAGGGGUGUACUGUCUGCUGCCCGGUCCCUGCUACGAAACCAUUGCCGAGUGCCGCAUGCUGCAGGUGCUGGGCGCGGAUGCUGUAGGCAUGAGCACUGUUCCGGAAGUAAUUGUAGCCAGGCAUUGUGGCCUCAGAGUCCUUGGGAUCUCCCUCAUCACCAACAAAGUGGUGACCAGCUAUGAUAGUCAAGAGAAAGCCAACCACGAGGAAGUCCUGCGCGUCUCGGUGGUCCGGGCCGAAGCCCUGCAGAAACUGGUCACACAGCUGCUUGGCAAGCUGGGGGAAAGCGCGAACUCCCCCUGACUUCUGGCCACUUAACAUUCAUAUCGUAAUGUGUGAAUGCUGGCAAGUGCUGGGGGAGAGCUGUGGGUGAGACUGUCUCCUUCUGCUCUCCUGAUUUGAAUAGACCUUUUGAUCUUUGUCCCUGUGUUUUUGCUGAGCAGGUGCAGAGGUUUGCUUUGAAUUUAACCAGAAUGAUCUCCCAGUUAGCAGCCAGUGACCAGAACAGCUUUCUGGCACUUAAACAGGGUCUGACCUCUGGCAGAUUCCCAAACCCACGUGUUGGCAAUGAGCCCCUCAGUACUGUGGGCUCCAGUUCGCUCUUGUUUUGUUGCGGAGUGUUUGGUGUUUCUCAGCUGUGGUGCUUGUGUCUCUGCAGCACCUUCAGUCUCCACUCCCCCACCACACUGAGCCCCUGUGCUGUGAGCCAGGUCAAGAGCUGGUCGCAGGGCCUGGUGACUGCUAAGGGUGCUUCGAUAGGACCUGAUCUCAAACUAGUAGAAGCCUACAGAAAGACUUUGAGUUUUGGAUGAGGACCUGCAUACAUAAAAUGGGUCAGACUAAAGAUGAGAGCUGUCUGGAACAAGCAAUGCUGCAGAGCAGGCAGGCUGCAAGUGACUUUACAGCUUUGAAAACCACUGCAUCCCCAUGCGUGGGGUGGUGUUUCCUUACCAUCCUCAAAGGUCUCACCAGAAAGCCCUGCUCACUUCUUGGCUCUUCAUGACCAGCUGUUCACUACAAUUCAGCAUGUCCCAAACACCCCCUCACACCUCUCCUCUGUUUCUACCCUUGAAUCACUAUCACCCUGUUUUACAGGGGGUGAAAGUGCAGCUCAGGUACAAGACAUGACUUGUGUGUGCACCGUGUGAAAGUAGCCAGGCUCUAAACAGGACCCAGGUCUAGCUCUGCCUGGCUUUGUUCAUUGUCUCUGUGUGUCUCAGACAUCAGCAGCUUGAACCGCUUGCACUGGAGACUCGUUGCCUUUUGCUGUCCCAUGACAGAGAUAUCACAGUAUGAACCAGCAUUUCAUCCCAGCUUUGCUGAAGUUGCAGCAGCGGAUGUAGGAGCACCAAUGGUUUGUGGAGUUCAGAGAUAUGAAACUACUGUGAAAAUAAUUUUGGAACAGGUAUAUUUUCCUGACUUUUGUGGUCCUCUUAUAUGAAGAAAUUGAGCCUAACAGUAAGUAAAGGACAAGCAGGAGAAGCCACCAUGCUUUCUUCUACCAGUGGUGGCCUAACAAGGAAGUGUGACUGUUCAUCAGAAUGGUGCAUUAUUCAUUGUUCCCCGAAGGUCAAGCUGAGCUGCAUAUGCAGCUGGAUGUGAAACACUGACUGUAAUUAUGAGGUAAACUUUUCCCUUCAUUUAUCUUGGAGUUCUCUAUAAAGCCCAUCACUGUCAUAGCUAGAUGUUUUCAGUUAACACAGUGCUCUGAACUGAAGACACCCAACUGGUCAUGAAGAGCUCCCAAACUGCUUUCCUAAAUUUAGCUGAUCAGUUGUUUAUCAUCCAUGUUCGCCCUCCACUGCAGCCUUCAGCCUUCUGUGACAUUUCUUCAGCUCUGGGUGCAAAAGAACAUUGUGGCCUGGCGACUUUUUUUUCCGGAUGGGUAUUUGCUUGAAGCCCUUUGUGCUGCAAUUACUGGUGCCAGCUGCUGUAUUUAUGGUGCAAAUGUUGCCACCAGGAGGAACAGAGUUGUGCUAUGCAUGUUUUCCAUGAAAUCGUAGUACUUCAGACACAGGGGAGAUCUUGGGGUGGACACCCCAUCCCUCUUCUUCUGUGCAGGGUAAUCUGUGGUCAGUCCUGACAAAUACCUGCCCAGCCUGGUGUUGGAGGCUUCUGGAGGAGGAGGAUUUGUUGCUUGCACUCUAAUGGCCAAGCCAAGCAGUUCCUGGUGCUUGGAGGAGCCCUGUGAGACAGCAGGCCUUUCCAUUUGAUGGCUCUGACUGUUGGGAUGGUUUCAGGGACCAGCUCUGGUGGUAACAUGCACAGGCAGAGAGACUCCAUCUCCUCCUUUCACAAGGCUGCUGCUUUUUCAGGUCCAGCAGGAGUGAAGUGCUUGUCAGCAGUGGCAGCAGAAGCAGUGAAAUGGGAAGUGGCAGAUGUGCAGAGCAAGAAGGAACCACUUCUACCUGUUCCCUUUUCAGAUUUGUCCCAGUAUGGGCUUGUUACAGGGCGGAGAGAGAGCAGAUAAUUUCCCCUGCCUAGAAAAUGGUGCUUAACAUUCAUCUAAUUAAUAGCUGGUAAAUACUAAGUCUCAAGUGUGAGUAAAGACAGCUGUGCAGCUAGAUGUAACUACAGAGCUGCCAGAGGAGCUGAAGCUGGGGUUGCAGUGGACUUAAUCAAAGUCUGGCUGGGCUGCAGCAUGGAUGGAAGCAUCCCAGAAACCCCUGGUUGGGUUGGUACUUCUCAAACCAGGCUGGGGAUGAUGAGGAUGAUCUUGGCACCUGCUUUCAGCAGGUGGGUCUGCUCCUCUCUCCAGUUGUACCAAAGGUGGAGCAUGAAAACCAGGCUGUGCACUUGUAUCUGAAUACACCUUAAAUACAACUUAAAAUUUAAUCUGUAUAUCACCAUGCAACUCAGUCUUUGGGAAAUCAUGUUUGUUUCUGAAGGAACAUUUUCUAAGUAGCAUUUGAGCCCUGUAACAUCCCAGUUUUUGGCCCUGUAAAUGAUAAGGAAGAUGCCCUGAUGACCUUGGAAGGGAUCUUGUUCAUGCUUUGGGGGAAAGAGGGGAAAUACAGUUAAUGAGUGGGUUCAUCUGGUUUUGGAGAGUCUUUUAUUGUUAUUAUUUUCACUUUACUGCUGAUGAGUUUCAAAAAGCUGAAUUACAGUAGUGCAAGUGGGGGAAGAUAUGUAGGGAAGAAACUGGGAGGGAAUAAAACCUGCUGUCGUCCUGGAAAAAAGGUGCUUUUGUCUGCUCAGCCACCACCAUGGGUUAGAGAGGAAGGAGUCAUGUAGCUGUACCCCUGCAUCCAACUCUGGGCUGGAGAACAGCCCUGGGGACCAGAGCAGCAGAGCUCAAAGCUCAGGAUAAUCAGGAUCAGAAUUUGUCCAGGACUUUGCACAGGUAUUUCUCACUGAUCCUGCUGCACUGGGGAACUCUCAGAUGAAGAAACAGCAAGAAUGAAAGGACUUCAGCUAACUUCUGAGCAGCUGAAAGCUGUGAUGGGCUGUGGGGGUAUUGGAAUGGCAAGUCCUCUGCACCAGAGGCAGGAUGUGGUGUCUUUGAUGCUGCUCACAGGACAUUCUGUGGGACAUGACACUGUCACUCAAUCCUGUGCCUUUUAUUUUGUGCUCUUGGUGCCUUCUGGCAGUGUGCAUGGCAAACUUACCAGGCCAUGGACUUCUGCUGCUUCCAGUCCUCUGGGGAAGAUGGAGGUGUUGUAUCAAUGCCCUCAUGUGUGAUUCACAUGAAAGCCUGAUGUUAAGAGGGCAAACCGCUGAUGAAACCCUUGGCUGGACCAUACUCUAAGUUUUUAAGCUGUUAUCUGAGAAACAAUCCUGCAACCAAGCCCCAGGCAAAUCUCAUUGUCGGUUCUAUCCCAUUUGCGUUACAAGGCUUGGUUUCCCAGACUCUCCUUUUACAUGAGAUUUGCCGUUUGCACUCUUUUCUACAUAAAAGUAAAUGGAAAAACCUUUUUUUU
Messenger RNA from Columba livia (rock pigeon), 4725 nucleotides. RefSeq names its product purine nucleoside phosphorylase. Gene Ontology annotation, molecular function: purine-nucleoside phosphorylase activity. Gene Ontology annotation, biological process: nucleoside metabolic process. Bases 227 to 1108 code for a protein of 293 amino acids. The record is from RefSeq and is a predicted model, not a curated record. Lineage: Eukaryota; Metazoa; Chordata; Aves; Columbiformes; Columbidae. Gene Ontology annotation, cellular component: cytoplasm. The transcript is spliced from 6 exons.